Molecule: messenger RNA, 966 nt
Organism: Solanum lycopersicum (tomato)
Lineage: Eukaryota; Viridiplantae; Streptophyta; Magnoliopsida; Solanales; Solanaceae
Source: RefSeq, a predicted model, not a curated record
AUGAAGAUAUUUAAAGAAUACGAAACUUUUGAAAUCUCUAAUUUAGAAGAGCAAAAUGCAGAAGGAAUUGAAGAUUCCUUGGAGGAAAUAGAAAGCAACAUGAAUGCAGUUGUAUCUUUUGUUCCUCAACUAGGAGAGCAGGAAUUAAGAGAGCCUUACAUCGGUAUGGAAUUUCAAUCACUUGAUACUGGAUUUAAAUUUUAUCUUGAUUAUGCUCAUCGUAAUGGUUUUAGUGUGCGCAAAAAUCGAAUUAGUAGAUCAAGAAAAGAUAAAUCCAUUAUUGGUCAAGAGUUUUCAGAAAUUCUUGCGAUCAAAAAGAAAAAAAUCAGAGGCUCAAAAAAUCUUAUUGAUCUCUUAAAUAAUUCUGGUAUUCGUCCAAGUAAAAUCGCAUCAGUGUUAACUACUCAGGCGGGAGGCAUAGAGAAUCUCAAUAUAACUGGACGAGAUAUUCAGAAUUAUUUGAGCACUAAAAGGCAAAAUUGUCUUGAGAAAGGAGAUGCACAAUUGAUGUUGAAAUACUUUCAAAAGCGACAAUCUGAUAGCCCAGGAUUCUUUUAUGCAAUACAAAUGAAUGUGGAGGGUCAUUUAGCUAAUUGUUUUUGGGUAGAUGCUAGGUCUAGGAUAGCUUACAAGAAUUUUGGAGAUGUUGUCCUAUUUGAUCCUACAUACUUGACAAAUAAAUAUAAGAUGCCUUUUGUUCCAUUUACCGGAGUUAAUAACCAUCACCAAUCCAUUUUAUUUGGAUGUUCUCUUCUUUGGGAUGAAACGGAAGAAAAUUUUCAGUGGUUACUUCAUACUUGGCAAGAGGCAAUGUUUGGUAUUUUCCCUCGUACAAUAAUCACAGAUCAAGAUGCUGCAAUAACAAAUGCAGUUGCAAAGGUGUUCCCGAAUAGUGCACACCAUUUUUUAAGUGUUUACAUUUUACAACAACUCCUGAGGAAUUUGAAAUUGCUUGGAUCGAUAUAA